Exaiptasia diaphana is the source of this 1302-nucleotide messenger RNA. RefSeq names its product prostatic acid phosphatase. Gene Ontology annotation, biological process: dephosphorylation. The record is from RefSeq and is a predicted model, not a curated record. Gene Ontology annotation, molecular function: phosphatase activity. Lineage: Eukaryota; Metazoa; Cnidaria; Anthozoa; Actiniaria; Aiptasiidae. The transcript has 5 exons. The coding region runs from base 748 to 1302 and encodes 184 amino acids.
GUUUAUUCAUAUAUGUUAAUAAUUUUGUUAUAAUAAAUAUUUAGGAAUUAUGGAGUUUGACAAGUCAUAGAUGUAGGUAUGAAUCUUACUGCUUGCUAAAAUAAUUCAGUGCCAAAAUAUUCAGUGUAGGUUAAUGUUCCUCAACACCUUCUAAGUUUUUUCUCAGUUUAAUAUCUACAUCAUAACCCAUCUUAGUGUACAAAUUUUACUUUGUACACCCAUGUAUGGAAGCCUUAUAACAGAACCCAUUCAACAUAUACAUUGGCAGACAAAACACAAGUUUCACAAUGAAUGGCUGUACAGCUGGCAGAGGUCUAUAAACUUGAAUUUUUGCUAUAACAAGCAGUUGCUGUGGAAACGUGGGUUUCUAUGCUGAAAAAUAUCUUUGAAGAUUAGAAAAAACACAUUUUGAAACAUUAAAUAUAUUAGAAGUAGAAAGACAAAUUAUUUUCUGCCUGAAAAUGAGUAAAUUUGUCAUAAAACUUCAAACCGCAUCGAAGACAUYAUUACAGAAACGCUAUGAGAAACCACAGGAAACCCAAUCRACAAAAGCGCUUUAAUCCUAUUUAAUUAAUAGAGAAAUUAUGAAAUGUUUUCGAUUUUUCUCGCUAGUAUGUAAUUUGGAUAUUUCGUGAUCGUUUCUAAGUAUCACAAAACAUUUUCACUGAAGAAAACCGAGUAUUAUUAUUUUUUACUUUGAAGCGGGCUUCCUGUGUCAAUAGCCAGAAGGCCUUUGUUGCAUCAAAGAUGGCGAUACGAAAAUGUUGUUCUUUUAUGUCUAUUUUUAUAACUGGUAUACUAAUGUCAACACUAAAAUAUGUCCAAGGGGAAAAGAAACUAAGAAUGGUUAAUAUGGUUUAUCGCCAUGGAGACAGAUCUCCGUAUGGUUCCUUCCCAUUUGAUAAAAACUUAAAACUAUGGCCUCAAGGUUUGGGUCAAUUGACCCAGAUAGGGAUGCGUCAAGAAUACCAUCUUGGACAAUUCAUUAAACAACGAUACAUUACAGAGAAUAAUUUACUCAAUUCAAUGUAUAUUAGACAACAGGUCUAUUGUAGAAGUACAGAUGUCGAUAGGACAAUCAUGAGUGCACAAGCACAGCUGAAUGGACUUUAUCCUCCUUAUGGGCAACAGGUAUGGCGGCAGGGUGUUAAAUGGCAACCAAUACCAGUUCAUGUGGUUAAGAAAGAGAAUGACAAGGUAAGAUAUAGGCCUACCAACACCCAACCCCCUCCCUCCCUCMCCACACAAUCCUUUCACAACUUGAUCCUGACCAGCCUUCAAACUUUAUCUUCGUAUAUAUAA